GGCCCAAGGGGCCAGCCGCAUCGGCCCAGUCCAGGACCACUCGGGGCAGGCCCCCCUGCUCCUCCUCGUAGUGCCAGGCAGCGUCUGCCAUGGCGUCGAAGCAGAUCAUGUCUGUCACAGCCGCCGCUGCCAAGCGAGUGCACAGCCUGCUGUCGAAGCGAAACGAUCCGGCCCUCAUCGGCAUUCGCGUCGGCUUGAGAACCAGAGGGUGCAACGGCAUGUCUUACACCAUGGAUUACACCGACAAGGUUAACAAGUUCGAUGAGGUUGUCGACACGCAGGAGGGCGUUAAGGUAGUCGUUGAUUCCAAGGCGGUCAUGUUCUUGAUAGGCACGGAGAUGGACUUUGUGAGCAACGAGGUUGGCACCGAGUUUGUCUUCAACAAUCCCAACAAGAAGUCUGAGUGCGGAUGCGGCCAGAGCUUUAACGCCUAAAGGCUGCCGACACAGGCCUGAUGCGGCCCCUGCCAGCGACAUGCUCGCCGCGCUCUUUCGCGCAUUAUCCUUCAGCUCGGACGCCGACCCAGUCCAGCUGGGGCGCCGACGACCUCCCCGGGGACAGACGUGGCGUGCACCCCCCGUGCCCGAGGAGGGGGGGGCUGUGUCCCAAAGUUGCCCUUGGAGCGUCGUCGGCGGCCUCGGCCAGAAGGGGGCCAGCACGCCGUCCACCCAGAGAUCCGAUGCCGUGAUUUUUUCAAUACGGGGUCCCCAGAAGUCUCAAAAAUGUCUGUCUCGAUUUUUUCGAGACGCCCAAUUUUUUCAAUGCGUUGGAUCUCUGGGCAGCUGUCUUUGGCAGGGAUGCUCCUCGCGCGCAGCUGCGGGCUGCUCCGUGCCGGGCUCGGGCCGCCCUCUUCCGGCAGGGGGGCCGACCCUCCUCGAAGGCCGGGGGGCCCGAGUGAGGAAGUCAGGGCAGCGAAAUUCUCCCCCUCCCCCUCCUCCCCUUCCUCCUCCUCCUCCUCCUCC
Messenger RNA from Prorocentrum cordatum, 962 nucleotides. The record is from the annotation of a GenBank genome assembly. Lineage: Eukaryota; Dinophyceae; Prorocentrales; Prorocentraceae.